UUGUUUGUUGUUAUCAACAUCAGUAAACAUUCAGCGCAGCAACGUUAAAAUUAGCUGCUAGGUGUAUUUAAGCGUAGAUUUUACUAUUUUAUCUCGACAUUUGUUGUUCCAGAAGUUCUCAAAGUCCACCGUUCCAGAAAUACGCAAUUAUUGGUCCAAACCAGCAAAGGGGAACUAUAUUCGCCAUCUGCUGCUAAUAUCAGACCCGUAAAUGAACCGGAUGGCUCGCGCUGGAUUUCGCAUCGCGCUGCUACAGCUGAAGGUAGGCGCAAACAAGGCACAAAACAUUGAAAAUGCUUUGGCGAAAAUACGCGUCGCCGUAGCGGACAAAGGGGCCCGUGUGGUGGCGCUACCCGAAUGCUUCAACUCACCCUACGGCACGCAACACUUUCCGGCCUACGCAGAAGAAAUCCCGACCGGUGAAACGAGCCGCAGCUUGGCGGCGAUAGCGCAGGAGCUCGGCAUCUACCUGAUCGGCGGAACGAUACCGGAGAAAUGUCCAGCGGAUAACAAACUGUACAACACCUGCACCGUAUGGUCCCCGGACGGUGGCCUCAUCGCGACGUACCGCAAAAUUCAUCUGUUCGACAUUAACAUACCGGGUGGGAUAACGUUCCGCGAGUCGGACGUACUGACCGGUGGCAGCAACCUAGCCACGGUGUCGAUUGAUGGAGCAAAAAUUGGCCUCGGCAUUUGUUACGAUAUACGGUUCGAUGAGCUGGCCCGAUUGUACCGGAACCAGGGGUGUGAUAUGCUAAUUUACCCCGGUGCGUUUAACAUGAAAACGGGCCCGCUGCACUGGGAGCUGUUGGCUAGGGGCCGGGCGAACGAUACGCAAUCGUACGUGGCGACUAUUUCGCCGGCACGCGAUCCAUCCGCCGGGUACGUUGCCUGGGGCCAUUCGAUGGUGGUCGAUCCGUGGGCGAAGGUUGUGACGGAGGCGAGCGAAGAGGAGGCAACGGUCGUUGCGGACGUGAAUCUCCAGACGGUGGAUGAGGUACGGGCACAGAUUCCGAUAUUCAGUCAGCGCCGAACCGAUCUGUACCGAACGGAGGGUUUGGGGCAGUAGCCCAGUGGCCAGUGUGUUGUUACCCGUAACAAAUUGUUAAAAAUAUACAAAAGUCUUUAUCGUUCUGCUUAGCGGAACGCGUUUUAAUCACUCCAAGGCUUCCCACGUCGUGGUUAUUGCGGUUUACGUGCGGUUAAGCUGUGGAUUGUGGAUGAUUCAUUGGCUUUCGAUUGACAGUAAUGAAUGUUAUCGUACGCAGAUAAAGCUGAAACCGGACAUAGAUAUUGUUCCAAGCUAUCGGUUGAUAACGACCACAGCCGUUCGGAGAAGCUAGAUUGGCUGGUGGAAUGCAACUUCAGUUCCAAUUUGUCUGGUUUCAAAGGUGUCUCGCAAUGCAGGUUCAUUCGAUUGUAUCAGCAUUUCUUAUCCUGCUCGGCUGGAUGACCGUGUGCAAUGCGAUUUGUAGCUUCGGAAUAGGUGACAGAGUGCCCGGUCAGCAGCUGCUGCACAACAUAACCAUUACGAAAGGACCGUUGGAAGUUGAGCAAUUGAUUCAGCUGGAGCUGAACUAUCGCGCUAGCCCGCUACAGAAUGAAGUAAUCACGUUCGUACAGCUAGAUGGAACCGGUCCCGGUUGUUCCGCCAGCAUAAACAGCAAUGUGGACCGCAAAAAGCAGUUCCUCGGAACGGUGUUCAGCGUAACGCAGUUGAAGGAGUUUACCGUGCAUCUCUCGGUGUACGGUACCGUAGGAGUAAAUGCUCAAUAAUUGCGAUUAAAUUAGCAGCGUAA
Anopheles stephensi (Asian malaria mosquito) is the source of this 1799-nucleotide messenger RNA. Its product is annotated as omega-amidase NIT2-like. The transcript has 4 exons. NCBI's taxonomy places the organism in Eukaryota, Metazoa, Arthropoda, Insecta, Diptera, Culicidae. Gene Ontology annotation, biological process: L-glutamine metabolic process; oxaloacetate metabolic process. Gene Ontology annotation, molecular function: omega-amidase activity. The coding region runs from base 212 to 1069 and encodes 285 amino acids. The record is from RefSeq and is a predicted model, not a curated record. Gene Ontology annotation, cellular component: mitochondrion.